AUGCAUGUGUAUCUAUUAAAGAGGGGAAAAAGUGAACGGUUUUUAACAGCACUGCUGAAAAGCAGAUUGGUAUGUAUAUAUUAGAUGUAUAUUACACAGGAAAACAUGGCAUUCAGGAGAAUGAAAUGAAAUGAGCCAGAAACUUCUCACAUUUUCCUGGCAUCUGUGGAGUGUCGCCAUAUGAGAACCAUAUGACUGCUGGCAGAUUGGCAUGUCAGCUCAAGCAUGUACAACUUGACCUCACUGAGCUCUGUGUUUGUCAGUUUAUAACAGGAAUAUUGAUACAAUUUUAACUGCAGUCUUUCUACACAAGAACUCUUUUAUCCCUUUCCCAGUCUUCAGUCUCCUCUUUUCAGAGACUAGCGCCCUAUUUUUCAUUCAUUGUCAAGGACUAUAGAAGAUUGUAUAAAAUGACUGUAUUUAGUAAAAAUGUGUCUAAAAUCAUGAAUAAGAUUAAGAAUGCAAUCAUAUCCAUGUUCACUCAGUAGUCUGCCUAAUUAUAUUCAAUGGGGCUUCUUAGUCUUUAGGGCAGUGAUGGGAUGCUGUAGCCUUCCAGAUGUUGCCAGGCUUCAGCUCGCAGCCAGCAUGGCCAAUGGUCUAGAAUGAUGGGAGAGGCAGUCCAAUAACCUCUGGAGGGCCACAGGCUCCCAUUCCCUUAUUUGGGGGUAGGUUGGUGAACUGACUUGAAAUAUAUUUGAGCUUGGCAUUCAUAGUUAUAUGACUGAGGAUUAAGGACACGGUAUGCAUUAAAAUUGUUUUGGUCAGUUAUUAAAGGCUUUGUUUGUUCCAUUAUUUGUAAUUUUUUGUUUCACAUUUUCAUAAUUGUUUCAGUUUUAGUUAUUUGUUUUUGUUUUACAUUGCUUUCAGUUGGAAACCCAGCCAGUGUUCUGAUGCCUGUAAUUCUAAUUUCCAUUCAAAUUGUGUGCAAAUAUCACACGUUCUACUAAUUCUUCAAGGAAUAAGACCUGCCAAUUUCCAGACAGAUAGGACAAAGGAUCUCUAUUUUAUAGACAAUUUACACAUCCUUUAAGAUCCCCUAUUGAUUUCUAUGGGAGAUUCGGUGGAUCUUCUGUUACUUAUAACUUCUGGAUUUUACAUCCCGUUGGCACAAACUUUUCCAUCUUUCUACUAACAUCUUUCUACUAAAAAUGAGGCCGACCACAUUUUUUAAAAAAUCAAACCAAUGUUGAAAGGUGCAUAGACACAGCCUAAUUGCCUUCUCUUUUCCUAUAACCUUUCUGAAACAUUUAUACUAUACCCUGCAAAGGCUAUCCUAGCAGUGCUCCAAUGGAAACAAACAAAAAAUGAAGGGAUUUUCAUCUGGAACUCUGAGCUCAUUACGGAAAGGAAAGGGUAAAAUGUAAUAAACAAGUAACAUGACCCAGCUGAGAUUAAAGUUUUAUUUGUGAUGGUGUAUUUGCUCAGGCAGCUCACCCACUGAAUACACAAAACAGCUCUACAAGGACUGAGUUAGAAUGCUAACUGUUUGGGUGUGGCUGUAUGGAAAACUAAGGUGGAGGGAUGAAUAGAAUGGAAUGGGGUAUCAUGAAAAAGGGCAUAGCUGAGUGAUGGGAAUCCUGAAUGCCACAUUACAACAUUUUGCUGUAGGUCCCACUUGUAAAAAUGAUGGUGUGUUGCUUUGCACUUCUUUUGUACUUGCUGGUCUACAGUAAAGAAGCAAAUGAACUUGUGAUUCAAUGAGAGAACUAUAAAUCCCUUCAACUUUGGCUCUGACCCACUGAGAACAGAGUGCUUUUUAUUUUUCAUUUGUUUUGGCAGGUAAGAGUUGGAAAGCCAAUCUCAAAUCAUGCUAAACCCAAGCCUUUUUAAUUAUAUUGUCUGUAUAAUUCAUGCAGUAGAUGGACUUUCAAUAAAAUAGCAGUUGCAAUGCAUUUCAUGCGGAGCAAGAAUACAAAGCUAAGGCUCUCAGUUUCCUAUGUGAAUAUUUCUGCUGAAAGAGACCCUCAAAAAGUAGGUGAAAAGGGAAUGCCACAUUAAGCCUUAUUUCCCCUACCACUUCUUUCAGGAAAAUUGAUUUCUGAGUAGUUUUGUUGUUUAUUUGCUUUUAUAUUAAUAUAGAAAGGGGCAUCUUUAGAAACUGGAGUCCAGUUCUAUGGCAACAGCAGAGUCUCUAUGUUUUGAUUUCUAUGUUUGGGACCAGGGACUGGUUUUUGCUGAGGAAACACUUGGGUAUCUCCUCCUAGAACUGCCAGUUCCCUGGUCCUCCAGGACUGUUACCUUAGUUAAAAGUAAAAAUGCUUAUAAUUUUUUAAAAUUCUAGCUAAUUCUAAUUUUAAUUCUAAUUCAACCUAUCCAAAAAUGAACUUGUUCCAGUUCUAGCUAAUCCUUUUACAAAAUGAAUUAAUUCAGUUCAAGUUCAUCCUGGGACAUUUCCUCCAGCAUAUAGAAUGAAAUAAAUGAGGGCUUACACACAAGUAAUAGGAUGUCUGACAGAAUAUCAAUAGGUGAAGUUUUCCCCAUAAUUGCAUUUACACUCUAGAAAGGGCUUCCUUUGUUUAAUGUUUGUCAGCCACACUGCUAUUAAAUGCACAAUGCAUCAUUUGCUUUGUUCCAGUAUCUGAAUUCUGCAACCUGAUACUAUUGGAAGAGGGCAAAUCCUAUUCAGCAAAGAAGAUACAGGAAAUGCCUCACAUUCCUCCCUUUUGAUUGCUUAGCAACAGUGAUUAAGUGACUAAUCACCUUAGCAACUGUAGCACCUCCAAUCUGUGCAAUAAGCCUUAGAACAUUGCCUCCACAGUUUGCUUUCUAACUUUCUUUGCAGAAGCCCAAUUUACUUAUUUACUUAUUAUUUUAUUUUACGGAAAGCUAAAAGACCAGCUCUCCAACCCUCCUUCUAGGAUGGGUAUGAAAAUGAACUAGAAAUCUUUCAAAGUUCUACCCAAAACGAAUUUAAUUUACCUUUAGGUUACCAAGCAAUUAUGGGAACUACUUGCAGGCAUAGUUUAGAGGUGUUUGAAUUAGUUCAAUGCAGUUUGUUCAACUGAAGAAGUUCAUUCCAAGCACUGGGAAAUGCUACAGAGUUCACUGCAAAGCAAUUCUAAGCUCUGCCUGGUUGCAGUUGGGUGGAUUGACUGAUGCACCUGAAGUCUGUUGGCCUGUUCUGGCCAGAGCAGAAAGUGUUUUGCAUCAUGUUUUGCUAUUCCAGCUCCAGGCUGGGGGAUGGACCAGUUGACAUUUCUACAGGUCCCAUACAUUUCUAGCUGGUGGCACAUGAGGUUAGGAUUGCACUUACUUGAAGGUAAAUCUCAUUUAAUUCAGAUGGAUGAAAUUCCAAAUAAGGAUGCAUAAGAAUGAAUUCUUAUAGAGCUAUUAUUUGCUCUUUUACCUAGAAAUAAGAGUUAUUGAACACAAUGUGUCAUACUUCCAUGUAGUGCUUUUUGCCCCUAAAAAAAUAUUUAGGGGAUACUCUCGUUUUCCUAUUCAUAUUGAAAUACUGCCCCUCAAUGAGGCCAAACUUAGAUUCACAAAAUGUUUAGGGGUAUGUGUACCCCUGUGUCCCCCCAUAAAAAAGCACUGCUUUCAUCGCUCAAAAUUGCAGUGUUAGGAUUUCCACAGUUGACUGGGAUCCUCAACAGAACUUGAUUAAAUCACAGAUCCACCAGCACCCCCCGCUUCAUGCUGUCAGCGAACAGGAUGUUUGUUCGUUAACAAGGAUUUACUAUAAACAGUCAAAUGAAGUUUGCGCCUGGAUUUUCAUUUAUUAUCAAAAUACACUGAGGUAAGACACUUGAAAGGUGUCUUAAACAGAAGGAAAGAGAAGCCAUAUUGUAGCAUGUGGAUCAAUUUGAGGGAGAACAGCUUUCCAUCUUGAGAUGAAAUAAGGGUGGCAGAGGAGGGGGAGAAGAGUACCUCCUUUUUCCCAAACACACUAUGACAGAUUACAAGGCCUGCAGCUGGAGUUAAUCCAGAUUUCUGUUUAAUUAAAUAGUAGCAGUCAUUCUGCCAUAUUAUAUCAGAAUGCACAAAGGUGAUAUGAAGGUGAUAUGCGACAUAUACAUGCUCACCUCUUUAUUUUCAUUAGAAAGCAAAAAGGCUUUUGGUUCUAAAAUGUAAAAAAGAAGAAAACACAGUGUAUCCGUAACAUGAAUUUUUGUUUGCUCUAUCCUGAAGAUUUAAGACAGGUGACAAGACUGUCUCGACACGUGAAUGUGAUUUUAUAGGAUUGUUACUUAACAUUCUUAAAUGUGUUUCCUUGGAAGUGACUUCUUGUAGGCCACUUUAUAAACUACUGAAUGAAAAUUAAUGGAAGUAUUCAUCUUUCAUUCAUUAAUAGUUACAGUAUGUUAGGAUGUGUAAUGUGAAAAGCUGCUCUAACUAACUAAGCAAUUACAAUUACCUCUUGAACACUCAACUACUCAUUCUACCAUAUUCUGUAAGAGUAUUAAUUAUGCUCCCUCUCCCUUCUUGUUAGUCGCAUGGAAUGUGAAUUGGAUCUUGCAGAGCAACCUGGCCACUUACAGCAUGCUUUCAAGUGAUCCACAGCACCUUUCUGAGAUUUCGGACAUUGAACCUCUGACAUCUGCUGCACCAGGGCAUUGGAAGAAACAGUGA
Molecule: messenger RNA, 4572 nt
Organism: Podarcis lilfordi (Lilford's wall lizard)
Lineage: Eukaryota; Metazoa; Chordata; Lepidosauria; Squamata; Lacertidae
Source: the annotation of a GenBank genome assembly